UUUAUGCCUAUUGUGAGUGAAGUAUUGACACGAAAAAAAGCAAAAUUUCAUUAUAUCGAAAAUGUUUCUAAAAUUUUGUUAUAAAUUUGAUAAAAAAUUCGGAUAGGACACGAAAGGGUGUUUCGGGGUGGGCGGAAAAAGUAAUGGCAGAGAAUAGAAGUUCGGACAACGUCGUUAUGCCGGACAUUACCGAAGUAUCCGAAUCCGAUCCCCUCGCGACGGCGGCCGAGCACGACAGCGAUCGUGCUGAUGGCGGUACUGUUUUGACCGCUGGAGUCAAGACGGCUAGGAUCACGACCGAUUCUAAUGGUGUUGUUACUGUGCCAGUGCCAUUUCCAGUGGGGACACUUAUUACCGGGACGACAUUCAACGUCAUAACAUCGGACCAGCUACAAAAUUUCAAACCGAUGCUAUGCGUCGACAACGGAUUCAUAUCAGGGGGACCGGUAUCGGAGGAUAUAAAGCCGACCCAUAUAGUUAUUCAGAAUCCACAGUCACCUCAGUCUGUACAGGACCCUAAGGAACAAAAUAGUACCACAACGAGCACGACAACGAAUUCCCCGGCGCCAACAAAAUCAAGCAACAGGUCUUGGACCGAGACAGCCAACAUGCCCAUAUUGCCUAUCAGAUGCAAAAAUACAUCUGCAGAGUUGCACAAGCAAAGGUUAGGUUCCGGGGGUCGAGGGAGGUGCAUCAAAUAUGGUAUGGAGUGGUACACUCCUAGUGAAUUUGAGGCGCUCUGUGGAAGAGCCUCAAGCAAAGACUGGAAGAGAUCUAUCAGGUUUGGAGGCAGAAGUAUACAGGCUCUCAUAGAUGAAGGUAUCUUGACUCCCCACGCCACCAGCUGCACCUGUGGAGCUUGUUGUGAUGACCAGACAGCAAUGGGUCCAGUUAGACUGUUCACUCCAUAUAAAAGAAAAAGAAGAAGCAAUCAAGAAGGUAGCGGUGAUGAUAAAAAACCAAAGAUGGAGCGUGACAACAGCCUAAUAGAAGUGGAAGUUGACAACUUGCACCAAUCCAGUAACAAUAGCAACUCCAAAGAAGCAUGGCAGGCAAUCACCGAAGACCUAGAGACUAAUAGCGAUUACCAUCUGCUGGCGAACCCGGAACCAGCCCCGGAUCCCACCGCCGGUCUUUCAGAUAUAAACAAAGUACUUAAACGGCUGGAGGACAUAGGGCAGAGUUUGAGUCGGUUGGCCACGGACCUGAAGCAGUGUCUGGAGGAUGUCAGGCUGGUCAGCUCGAGACAGCUCGAGAGGUACGAGCAAGAGAGGGCAUCAGCUAUCCUAGCUGCCAGCGUCGAUGCCCAAGUCGACGCGGAACAAGUGUCACUACAUAACGUUGAUGACACUGAUGCUAAAAAGUGUGCCAAUUGUAAUCGCGAGGCGUCGGCGGAGUGUUCCCUGUGUCGUCGCACCCCAUACUGCUCAACGUAUUGCCAGAAGAAGGAUUGGGCAUCACAUCAGAUAGAAUGUCUCCGAUCCGUACCCACCAUACACUCAGACGGCCAGCAGCAUCAGUCAAUCAUGCUGAUCGUUGAAAGCCAACAUCAAUAGUAUAUAGAAGGCGUUGAACAACAACGCUAUGAAAGGGUAGGUGUGAUAAAAGCCAACGAGUAUUUCAAAGGAAAGAAUGCAAGAAACGCCGAGGCACCAGAAUAAACAUUUUGAAGUGAUUACCAGAAAGAACAAUAGUUUAAUUAUAAGGGUUUAUUUGUCUCAAUGGUGAU
Messenger RNA from Aricia agestis (brown argus), 1729 nucleotides. It is a transcript of the gene Deaf1, whose product is annotated as deformed epidermal autoregulatory factor 1. NCBI's taxonomy places the organism in Eukaryota, Metazoa, Arthropoda, Insecta, Lepidoptera, Lycaenidae. Gene Ontology annotation, biological process: positive regulation of transcription by RNA polymerase II. The transcript has 6 exons. The coding region runs from base 144 to 1556 and encodes 470 amino acids. Gene Ontology annotation, molecular function: DNA-binding transcription activator activity, RNA polymerase II-specific; RNA polymerase II cis-regulatory region sequence-specific DNA binding. The record is from RefSeq and is a predicted model, not a curated record.